AUGAAAGUAUUUUUUUACAUUCAAACAAUUUUAUCUGCUGAAAAUAAUUUAUCUAUUGUAAUUCCUCAAAGAAAUAUUAUACCCAAUGAUGUAUUUAAACUAGCUACAGAAACCUAUUUAACUUAUCAUAGAUCAAGCGCACAUCUUAAUAACCCAGACAUAAAAUAUUUAGAUGAUAAACAUGAAAUAUUAGUUUAUUUAUUAACAAACUUAUACUAUUCAAAACGUGAAUUUCAAUCUUCACCAAAAGUUUGUAUGAUUUCAAGAAAUAUUCUUAUUGAUAGAAUGGAACCAUCAGAUAUCCUUUAUAAUUUUAUUAAUGGUAAAGAUAUUAUUUUUUCAAUUAAUAUUAGUGGAGUGAUAUUCAUUUAUAACAGUUUUUUAAACACAUAUUUUGAUAAGAUUAAAAAACUAACAAAAGAAUUUAUAAACAGCCAUUUAUAUUUGACUGAAGUACAAACAGAAUUUUCAAUGACAACUGGAGUUAGAAAUUUAAAGAAAACUUUUAAAAAACCAUUAGCAGAUGAUUAUUUUUAUCCUAUUAAUUAUUUAGAAGUUCUAUUAUUAAAGAUAUUAAAAAACGGUGAUGAUAAUGUUAAAAGCCAGGGUAGACCAUUGUUAGUUCAUAUCAAGGAGUAUAAGUAUUUUUGUCUUUUUAAAGAAGCACAUAAAAACACAAUGGAAUGUUUAUAUACCAAUUUAUCACAAUCAAUUUCUAAAUUGAAUGAGUUGGAUAUUCUAAACAAUGAAACACAUCAAGAAAUCCUUAAAUUUAAUUUGAUAAAUAAUCAAACAAAUAAUUUGAUUAAGAACAUUUUUAACUCUAAAACGACUGAUGUGUUUUUGUUGAUGACAAGUAUUUUUAAGAUAAAAGAACAAUUUCCAAGUAUAAAGGAAAUAGAAAACUUAGUAAGUCAAGCAAUGGAUGGGUAUUUUUUAGCUCUGUUGUUAUUGCAAGUUAUAGAUAAAAAUUUAAAUGAUAUUGUUGUUGGUAUAAAAAAUAGAGAAACACAUUUUAUACUUAAUAACUUUGAGCAUAUAAAACAAAAAGCUAAUCUUCCUCCUGAUACCAAAAUUAACUAUUUUAAAGACAGAUUUAUUGAAUAUGAAAAUAAGAGGCUCGGUGGAGAAUUUGAAUUUUUAAAUGAUUUAGAUUUUGAGAUUGAUAAAUUUCAAGAUUCAUCAAUUUUAAAUAUUGAUUUUAAGUUAAAUUAUGUGAAAUCAAAAUUAAAGGAAAGUUAUUGUUACAGUGAUGAAGAUUCAGAAGAAUUUAAAUUUAUACAAGAUCUUUACUUUUUAUAUUUAAAAAAUAAGAACCAAUUUUUAAAAAACGUGAAUGAUAUUUUAAAGUGUUUUGAUUUAAAUAAGUAUAUUUUUGAAAGACAAUUUCUUAAUAAAAUGGACUGUUUUUAUGAUUUAAAAAUUAAACUAGAAAAUAUAAUCUUUCUUAUUAAUAAGAAAAUUAAUAGUUCUUUGACCAGUAAAGAUCGUGAUGGUUUAAAUAAUUUUAAGUUUUUGAUAGAACAUUUUUAUAAUUUAUGUGAAUUUAUUUCGUUAUCAGAAUCUAAUUUUGAUUUUUUAAAAAACUUAACAGAAUUAUUUAAUGUGGUUAAUUUUUUAUCAAAUUAUUAA
This is a messenger RNA of Hepatospora eriocheir, 1632 nucleotides long. The record is from the annotation of a GenBank genome assembly. Lineage: Eukaryota; Fungi; Microsporidia; Hepatosporidae.